Diuraphis noxia (Russian wheat aphid) is the source of this 3927-nucleotide messenger RNA. It is a transcript of the gene RhoGAP93B, whose product is annotated as MyTH4 and RhoGAP_KIAA1688 domain-containing protein RhoGAP93B. Gene Ontology annotation, biological process: signal transduction. The record is from RefSeq and is a predicted model, not a curated record. Gene Ontology annotation, molecular function: GTPase activator activity; protein binding. Gene Ontology annotation, cellular component: cytoskeleton; cytoplasm. Lineage: Eukaryota; Metazoa; Arthropoda; Insecta; Hemiptera; Aphididae.
UUUUCAGACUUCCAGUGUAGACUAUAGGAAUUGGAGUAUAGGAUGUUUUAGUUUUUUCGACAAAAAUGUAGCGAUUAUGUAGACCAUUGACUUCCGUUGUUUGAGAAGAAAUAUUCAAAUAUAUAUAAACUCAACCAAAAAUGACUUCAUUGACAUCGGAAAGGGUGGAAUGGGUGGAGAUAAUUGAACCCAGGACUAAAGAACAUAUGUAUGCAAAUUUGACAACUGGUGAAUGUGUUUGGGAUGCGCCUGUAGGAGUGCCUGUAAAAAAGACAGACAACAAUCAGUGGUGGGAACUAUUUGACCCUAUCACAAAUCGUUUUUACUACUACAAUACAGCUUCUCAAAAAACAGUUUGGCACCGACCUCCCAAUUCUGAUAUUAUACCUUUGGCUAAAUUACAAACACUGAAACAAAAUACUGAACCUGCUGUGAAUGAUGAAAAUGAUCGUAAAUAUUCUAAAGAAUCUGUGUCAACUCAGACACCUGGACGUAAUAGAAUGACAGUACCCCUUUUAUCAAGUAAUCAAACAUUGGGUAAUGUUGAGAAUGUCAGAACUUUUAAGUUAAUGGAUCCAGUUGCAUCAACUAAACGCUCUGUGGAUUCUGAAACUCAAACUUCUCCUCUUACACCUCGCAGAUCUCACCAUCAUCAUCAUCACCAUCAUCAUAAUAAACACCAACAACAAGCUAAUACACCUAGUAGAGGACGACGUGGAAAUCAGCCUAAUGUUUGGUACAAUCGUACUGCUUAUUCACAGGAUUCUGGUCGUUCAAGUGAUUCAAGUUGUGUUUCUAUUCAAUCAUCUAGUGGCAAAGAUGCUAAUCCUGGUUUGUCAAUGUCUGCCAGUACACCAUUAUUUAGAAAAAAACUUUCUCAACCAUCUACACCACAAAAUAAUCUUCCUAUUCAACGAAGUUCUUCCAAUGCUUCUCAAUACCAAUUACUAUUAGGCAAACAAAAAAGCUUCGAUACUGAUAUAAGUAUUGGAGGUGGCUAUAGUCUUGGUCAUGAUAAUCGUAACAACAGUUGUUCUCGUCCUCGUCCACCUGUGGUUUUGUCUUCCAGUUUAUCUAAUAGCCAGAUUUGUAGGAGCCAAAGUUUUGCGCAAAAGUCAAUCGCUACCAAAACUUCAAUUGAAGCAGAAGAAGAAGAUUCAAUGCAUGAAAAAUAUCUUGCUCCAAGUGGAUUACUAGGAAUGCCUCCGCGGCAUGGAAAAAAAUCAGUAGAAUCCACUCCUUUGAGUUCACGUAAAUGGCAUUCUCACUCUGAUACUGGAUCACCUACAGCAUCUAAAUCACGGCCACCAUUAACUCCUGAAUAUGCUAACUUUGCUCCUCCUCCUCCUCCACCAGCUGCUCCUAGUCAGUCCAGUUCAAAAUCAUCUUUAACACAAUCAGUAAAACAUACAAAAUGUUCAAAAGAUGUCGGACUUACAAGUAGUGAUGAUGAUUUUGAAGAAAAUGAUAAUUCUAGUUCUAGUGUAUCAAGUAGUCCUCCAACGGCUAAUAAAAUUGACCAAAGGUUAAGAUCUGACAACAAAGCUUUGGAUAACCAUUUAAAAGCAAGACCAGUAUCAAAUCACUCAAGUUCGUCUAGUCAACGUGGUGGAGCUGUUCGAAAAAGUGUUAGUCCAGCCACAUCAGAUCAAAAACAAAUCCCUUUAUAUAGUAAUUUAGAUGUGUUUGAAGGAAGAAUUUUGCCACUUCAUCAAUACAUUUUAGAACAAGCGAAAUUAUCAGGAUCAUCAUAUAGGUUUGGAGAUACAGUUGGGACUUUUUCUGAAGAUGAUGAUGCUGAAAUUGAAGAUUUAAUUAAUGUUAUGGGCACGGCUACUGGAUAUGAUAGUGAUGAGUUUGCUGACGAUGAAGGAGCAAUUAGUCAGGGUGAACAAUCAAGUUCACCAUCUCCAUCAAAUGCAUCUUCUAGACAUUAUUUAAGAGAUGAAUUAGAUUAUGAUCAUUUGACAGCAAUGAGAACAUCACAACCUCGGACUUAUGUCAAUGAUACUCGAGUUAGUGAUUAUGCGGUUGAAUCAAGUAGUAAUCAACAUUAUUAUAAUACAGUUACAAAUACUUUAUCAUCUCAAAGAUCAGCAAAUCUAGUCGCCCCAUCAAUGUCUGAUCCAUUUAGCAAUUCAGCUCCAACUCUUCCUUUAGAAACUCAACACACAUCCUUAAGAAGAAGAAAAGAUCAACAUGUUCAACCUUCAGCUGCUUUAUAUUCUCCAAUUAUGGAAAGAAAUGAGUUUAUGCUGGCUCGUUAUGCAAACUCCAAUCGAGGUGUAUUCCACCCAUCAUUAUCUCAAGAUGCUCGUUCCUGUUCACCUGCCUAUUACUAUGAACAGACUUCCAGAACUUUAUUAAAUCGUGAUAAAAAAACUACUUCUGAAAGUGACAUCGAAAAAUAUGCCCAGGAUAACUUAAAUAUACAUAAAAAGGGGAUUUUCAGAAAAAAAUUUUCAGUGAGAGACAUGCUUUCGUGGUCUAAGGAUCCAAUUCGUAAACCUAUGUUAGUUCUGUCUGACAAAGCAUUGAAAAAAGAAGCUUGCGAUUUAUUUAAAUUGGUGCAAACUUAUAUGAGUGAUCGCAAAGCAAAAUUAGGAAUGACAUUAAAUAGUGUGGCUUUAGAAAUAUGUAUGACUGGUUUUAUGAAACCAACUCUUCGAGAUGAAUUAUACAUACAAAUAUGUAGACAAACAACUGAAAAUCCUAGAAAAGAAAGCUUACGACGUGGAUGGGAACUUUUGGCAAUUUGUUUAUCUUUUUUCCCACCUUCUCCUAAAUUACAAAAAUACUUAGAAAGUUAUAUGGAAAGACAUAGAGAUCCAGGUCUAGACAGUUAUGCAACAGAAGUUGGUCGGUGGCCUGUCCAUGUCCAAGUAAGCCAUUAUGCUAGUGUAGCCACUAAAAGAUUACACAGAAUGGGUAUAGACGGUAAAAAAGCAGUUCGAAGACCAACACUUGAAGAUAUUGAACAAGCUAGGAUGCAAAUAUUCAGGCCUAGUCUUUUUGGUAAUACAAUCAAUGAAGUUAUUGAUCUUCAAAAAGAACGUUUUCCUAACUAUAAAUUACCUUGGAUACAAACCAUAUUAUCUGAAUUAGUACUAAGGCAUAGAGGUGAUCAAACAGAAGGAAUAUUUAGAGUACCAGCUGACAUGGAUGAAGUUAUGACCCUUAAAAGUCGUUUAGAUGUAUGGGAAGUCCCUGGAUCUGAUGAGUUGACUGAUGCCCAUACCCCAGCAUCUUUAUUAAAACUUUGGUAUCGUGAAUUAUACGAGCCUCUUGUUCCUGAUCAUAUGUAUGCUGAAUGUAUUGCUGCCCAUCAAGAUGCUCGCCGCGCCAUUGCUAUUAUUCAUCGAUUGCCACCUAUAAAUAAAGCUGUUUUGGCAUACCUUAUUCACUUCCUACAAUUAUUUACCAAACCUGAAGUUGUUCAAGUUACCAAAAUGGAUGCAAGUAACCUAGCUAUGGUUAUGGCUCCUAAUUGUUUACGUUGUACUUCAAUUGAUCCUCGUGUUAUAUUUGACAAUGCUCGUAAAGAGAUGGCUUUUAUGCGUUUGUUAAUAUUACAUUUUGAUGCAUCCUUUAUGGAAGGAGUUUAUUAAAUAGAUCUGUUAUGUUCAAUAACUAAUYAAUGAAACUGUUUUAGUUUCAAAACUACACAAACCAAAGGUUAUUAUUAUGGAAGCUUAAUUGCACACUAAUUUAAUUAUUUUUAAGCUAAUAUUAACUAUAAUAUAUACAUAUGAUAAAUUAAAUAUGAUGACAAAAUGUUUGACAUUGAUUUUUGGUAGUUUAGAUAAGUGUUACCAUGUAAAUGACUCGCAAAAUUUUACUUAAAAUAUAUUCUAAUUACUUAAAUACUACUUUAAUGAUAUACCCUCCCACUGCCUUUAAUAUGAUGUAUAAUUUUUUAAUAGCUUA